This is a messenger RNA of Cuscuta campestris, 433 nucleotides long. Lineage: Eukaryota; Viridiplantae; Streptophyta; Magnoliopsida; Solanales; Convolvulaceae. The record is from the annotation of a GenBank genome assembly.
AUGGCGGCUUCCGUGGAAAAGAGAAAUGGGAAAUCAGGAGGGAACGGUGAGAAGAAGCCCAGUGGUGAGAAUGAGAAUGGGAGAUUGGGGGAAAAGCAAAAACAUUUGCCGGAUUUGGGAAGUUCUUUCCAAAGCCGGCCUAAUCGCCAGAAGUGCGGAAAUGGCGGCGUGGUGGCUUCAGUGAAGAAGCAUGGUUCGGAGAAGACUGUGGAAAGCAUUCGAUCCAGGUACAGUACUCACCCGUCCACUGGAGAGAUGCUGAAUAUGAUCGAUGCAAAUGUGAAGGAUGUGCUGGAAAUCACUCGAAGAAUUGAAAGCCGUGUUCUAGGUCAGGAGGGAGGUGUCGGUGGCGGCGGACCGGGAAAAGGAGGCGUCGGCGGUGGUGGAGUGGCAGCUUCUGUGGAGUAGAGAAAUGGGAAAUCAGGAGGGAACG